Molecule: messenger RNA, 2426 nt
Organism: Halteromyces radiatus
Lineage: Eukaryota; Fungi; Mucoromycota; Mucoromycetes; Mucorales; Cunninghamellaceae
Product: glycoside hydrolase family 3 domain protein
Exons: 9
Coding region: 1-2358 (785 amino acids)
Biological process (GO): glucan catabolic process
Molecular function (GO): beta-glucosidase activity
Source: RefSeq, a predicted model, not a curated record
AUGUAUGGUGAAUUAGAAGAAUCUGAAUAUGAUCGACCUGGAGAAAUUGAUGAUGAUAUAAAAAUCAUGGUUCGAUUGAUGACAAUCCGUGAAAAAAUAGGUCAAAUGACACAACUUAAUCAAGAUUUGAUUUUAACCAAAGAUGGUGAAUUGAAUACGACAGCUGUGGAAUAUUAUGCUAAAAAUUAUCAUGUAGGAAGUUAUUUAAAUCAACUCAGCAGCAACGGUGUCAAUUACAAUCAUACGGCAUAUGCUAGUAUUCUUAAUAACAUACAACAAAUUUCUCUUUCUGUGUCUAACGAUACUUUCAAAAUCCCAAUCAUAUAUGGACUAGAUCAUAUACACGGUGCUCAUUAUAUUGCAAACUCCACUCUAUUCCCACAAGGUAUCAACAUGGCAGCAACUUUCAAUCCCCAACUGGUUUACGAAGCUGCCUCUAUUACUGCAAUGGAAACAAGAGCUGCUGGUGUUCACUGGACAUUUGCCCCUGUACUGGAUAUACCAAUGAAUAAGCAAUGGCCUAGGGUAUUUGAAAAUUUUGGUGAAGAUCCUUAUCUAUCUUCUGUAUUGGGAAAGGCAGCUAUCCAUGGCUAUCAAGGAAAAUACAAAACUGACAGAUCAAAAGUAGCCGCCUGUAUGAAGCAUUUUAUUGCCUAUGGUGAUCCAUGGAGUGGUCAAGAUCGUGAUUCUACUGUGAUAUCAGACCGUACUAUCUAUGACUAUCUUGUUCCCAAUUUUCAAACAGCAAUAGAUAGUGGUGUCGCAACAGCGAUGGAAGCAUAUAUCGAUAUCAAUGGUGAACCAGUGGUUGCGUCUUCAAAAUAUCUACAACAAUUACUACGGGAUGAAAUGAAAUUUAAAGGAAUGCUGGUGACUGAUUGGGCAGAAAUUCAACAUCUUUAUACAACUCAUAAAGUAGCUUCAAGUCACAAAGAAGCUGUACGACUGGCAAUUCAUUCGACAAGUAUUGAUAUGAGCAUGGUGCCUUCAGAUACAACCUUUUUUGACUCAUUGGUGGCACUGGUAGAAGAAGGCUUGAUCUCUGAACAACGAAUUGAUGAAUCAGCUGAACGUCUUUUACAACUCAAAAAGGAUUUGGGUUUACUGGAUGUCGACAAUGAAGGAUGGAAGGUAGAAUCGACACUAUUACAACAAGUAGUAGAUUCUGAACAGAAGAAUGGACGACAACAGACAUCCAUUGACGCAGCGAGGCAAUCCAUCACUUUACUGAAAAACAAUGAUAAUAUAUUACCUUUCAACAACAACAACAACAACGGCAAUAAUAAUAAUGGCAAUUCAUCAAACUCACAACCUAUCAAAAGUAUUUUGGUGAUUGGACCCUCUGCCAACGACUUAUCUCAUCCAUCUGGUGCCUGGACUAUUCAAUGGCAAGGUGCAACUGUGGAUCGAUGGCAUGGAUCAGUAGAAGAUGAUCAAUUCUAUUCUCAAGGUGUGACAAUUCUUGAAGGUAUUCGACAAUCGGCUUCUCCUGAUAUACAGGUGCGUUAUAUCGAAGGGUUUGAUAUUGAUGGAAACAACACAAGUAUGGAUGAAGUCUUGGAUGUUAUCAAGGAUUACGAUGUCGUUGUGGCUGCUAUUGGUGAACAUGUUUAUACUGAAGUGCCAGGGAAUAUUCAUGAUACACGAUUACCAGCAGGUCAAAUCAAAUCUAUCGAGAUGAUAGCAGAAUCAGGCAAACCAAUAGUGACAAUUCUAGUAGAAGGAAGACCGCGCAUAUUGGAAUCAAUAGUGGAUCAUUCAAGUGCCAUUCUUCAAGCAUAUCUUCCUGGUCCAUGGGGUGGACAAGCGAUUGGGGAAAUCUUAUUUGGUCUAGUCAAUCCAUCCGGCCGUUUGCCUUAUACUUAUCCGAAACAUGCUGGAGAUUUGAUGUUGAAUUAUUGGCACCCUGUCAAUGAUGUUUGGGAUCCAUUAUAUGAAUUUGGUCAUGGUCUCUCUUACUCCAAGUUUGCUUACGGAAAUAUUUCAAUAGUCAACAAAACGGAUAAUGGUGAUAAUGGUAUUAUUUCUCAAGGUGAUGUCAAGUAUCCUAUCCUAUCUGCUACUCAACCAAGAACAAUCACUAUUCCCGUCACUAACCAGGGGCCGUUUGAUGGGUACGAAACUGUGAUGAUGUAUAUUCAACAACCGUAUCGCCGUCUUACUCCACCAGCCAAACUGUUGAAAGGAUUUCACAAGGUGUUUUUGGAAUCUGGAUCGACUCAUAUCGUGAAAUUCGAUGUGACAGCUGACAUGUUCGCCUACACCGGUAUUGACAACAUUCCACAUGGUACAAUUGAUCCAGGAUUAGUCCACGUUUUGGUUCAUGAUAGGAAAUUAGAAUUACAACUAUUAGAUUAGUAAAUCCAUUUCUUUCUUCUCUUAUAUAUACACUUGUUUAUCUUUAAUAAAAAUUGAUUUGACUUUCA